Cuscuta campestris is the source of this 1501-nucleotide messenger RNA. Lineage: Eukaryota; Viridiplantae; Streptophyta; Magnoliopsida; Solanales; Convolvulaceae. The record is from the annotation of a GenBank genome assembly.
GGAAUUUAAUUCGAGAUAAACAACCAAUUGUCCUUCGAUAAUAAAAAUACGGACCCCAAUUCCGGGGAAGCACUCAAUGACAGCAAAUUGUCCCGUUGCUCGCUCAUCGAUUCAUCGUUCACGAUUCACGACGAGGGAGAAAUGAAAUGAAAUAAAAUACUCCGUAGUAAAAUAAGAAUUCAAUCGUGCGAAAAAGAACAUUUUAUUCUCACCGUCUUUCUGAUCGAAAAUCCGGCUUUUUAAUCAUCACGGAGCACUUCUACGGUGGUGCAGGAGUAGUUUUUGGGCGGGUCAAUGGGUGAUCUUGCGGUGGAAGGGAGGCCGUUUACGCAGCAGCAUUCUCCGUCGUCUUCAACGGCGGACGCGGACUCGUUUUCAAUAGGGCAGGAGCGUUGGGCGGCGGCGGAGAUUGUCUCCGGAGGCAUCCUUCGGAAGGUCCGACCAACAGCUGUGUCUGAAGAACGUAGAAGGGCUGUCAUCGACUAUGUCCAGAGGUUGGUCCGAAGAUCCCUUGCCUGUGAGGUAUUUCCUUAUGGAUCUGUACCACUAAAGACCUAUCUCCCUGAUGGGGACAUUGAUUUGACUGCCUUUGGUGGUCCGAUGAUGGAGGAUGCAUUGGCUAGUGAUUUAGUAUCAGUUCUUGAAGAAGAAGGAAAAAAUAAGGGUGCGGAGUUCAUAGUUAAAGAUGUCCAACUCAUUCGUGCUGAGCACCCCACAUAUACUGAUUCCUUUAGAUCAAGUUCAGCUUUCCGCUCCAACUGCUGUUUCUUUUUGCACAUCAUUAGAGUCUUGAAACGGCGUGUGACAGUCAUGCAAACAUUGCACAAAAAUGAAGGCUUGUGCUUGCCCGGGCUGUUUCGUAGUUUUUGCUACUGAGGAGGACCCACAUUCCUGCUGAAAAUAGUGUUACUGAAUUUGCCGAUGUUGUUCAACUUGUUGAAAAAAUAUUGAAAAUAUACUUCAUUUCUAAACAAAUCAAAGAAAAUAAUACCUAAAGAGAAUUAAGAGGGAAAAAUGCUUUGUCAAAAAAGAGGGAAAAAUGCCAGUAUCCUUUAUUUCGGAAACUUCAACAAAAAAGUGCGUUCUGAACUGAUCUUUUUCUAUGAUCAAUCAGUAUGUUAAUUUUUAGAAAAGUGGCUAUAAAGUUGAUAAGAGUAAUUAAUAUGAGAUCAACAAACAUGCACUAAGACUACAUUCGCCCACUUUUCUGUCAUUGAAUAUACUUCGUUAGCAACUAACAUAAUGUUGGGUUAUUCGGUGAAGGCUUUAGAGCUGUGGGCUUUAAGCCUGGUCGGCUAAAGGGAAGAAACAUGGGGGGCCGGUUUUAGUUAUUAAUUAAAGGGCCCAUUAGUUGUUUCUUGUUUAGCAAGUUGUUAACCCUAGUUUAUAUCUUAUAAAUACCCAAUCAUGUAACUAUAAUCUGUGAGCACCUAAUAAAAGAUAAACCCUAGCUGCAACCCGUGGAGGUUACUGACCGAACCACGUUAAAUCUCGUGUUCUU